AUGACCGUGAUCGACAUCCUCACCCGGGUGGACGCGAUCUGCCAGAAGUACGACAAGUACGACGUCGACAAGCUCAACGGUGCCAACGUCGCCGGCGACGACCCCUUCGCCCGCCUCUACGCGUCCGUCGACUCGGACAUCAACCAAUGCGUCGAGAAAGCGGAAACGGCAAAGCAAGAGAAGAACCGGGCCGCGGUGGUGGCGCUUAACGCUGAGAUCCGACGCACCAAGGCUAAGCUCCUCGAGGAGGACCUGCCCAAGCUGCAGCGCCUCGCCGUGAAGAAGGUGAAAGGGCUCACCAGAGAAGAAAUUGCGACCCGUAGUGAUCUGGUUGCCGCCUUACCUGACAGAAUACAAUCAAUCCCAGAUGGUAGUUCUACUGCCACAAAGAAAAAUGGAACUUGGGGAGCCUCAGGAUCUCGCACUGGAGGAGCCAUAAAGUUUGACUCUACUGCUGAUGGGAACUUUGAUGAUGAGUACUUUAAGGGGACAGAAGAAUCUAAUCAGUUCCGUCAGGAAUAUGAGAUGCGCAGAAUGAAACAGGAUGAAGGUUUGGACGUUAUUGGUGAAGGACUGGAGACUUUGAAAAAUAUGGCAUCUGAUAUGAACGAGGAAUUGGACAGACAAGUCCCUCUGAUGGACGAAAUGGAUGACAAGGUGGAUAGAGCCAAUGCAGAUUUGAAGAAUACCAACGUGAGACUGAAGGAGACUGUUCUUCAGCUUAGAUCAAGUCGCAACUUUUGCAUCGACAUCAUCCUUCUCUGUGUCAUUCUUGGUAUUGCGGCCUACCUUUACAAUGUUCUAAAAAAGUGA
Miscanthus lutarioriparius is the source of this 813-nucleotide messenger RNA. The record is from the annotation of a GenBank genome assembly. NCBI's taxonomy places the organism in Eukaryota, Viridiplantae, Streptophyta, Magnoliopsida, Poales, Poaceae.